UAACCUAGCCAUAAAAAGGAUCCGAGGUGUUGAAAUGAGCUAGUUCUCUAUUGUCCAGCUUGGCCAUCUAGAAGAAGAUGAAGCUCUUUCCAAUAGGCCUGCUACUUCUUUUAGGACUUGGAUGUAUAGCUGCAAGAAAGAGAACAUAUUACAUUGCAAUUAGGGAAAUACUUUGGGAUUAUGCUCCUUCUGAGAGGAACAUCAUUUCUGGUAACACUAUAGCUGAUGAUGAACAUGCAUCUACAUUUUUAUUGCGUGACACAAACAGAAUUGGCCGAAUUUAUAAGAAAGCUGUUUAUCAACAAUACACUGAUGACUCCUAUACAGUAGAAGUAAAGAAGCCAGACUGGCUGGGAUUUCUGGGCCCCAUUAUAAAGGCAGAGGUUGGAGACACCCUUAUUGUCAAUCUUAAAAACUUUGCUUCUAGAACAUACAGUUUGCACCCACAUGGGGUUCAGUACACAAAGGAGAAUGAAGGUGCCUCCUACCCAGAUAAUAACCCAGACUCAUUGAAGAAAAGUGCUGAUGUUAAGCCAGGGGAAUCUUUCACUUACACUUGGGAAGCUGUGACAGAUCAAGGGCCAACAGCUGAGAACGAGGCUUGUGUGACUAGAGUCUAUCAUUCACAUGUUGAUGGACCAAUGGAUGUCUAUUCUGGUCUUGUUGGGCCUAUGCUCGUAUGCAAAACAGGUAAAAUGAAGGAAGCAGAUGAAAAAGACUUUGAUGAGUUCAUCCUAAUGUUUUCUGUAAUAGAUGAGAAUUUGAGUUGGUAUUUGGAUGAAAACAUUAAAACAUUUUGUACUGAACCGGAUUCAGUUGAUAAAGAAGAUGAGGACUUCAAGGAGAGCAAUAAAAUGCAUUGCAUCAAUGGAUAUAUGUUUGGGAACCUCCCUGGGCUGUCCAUGUGUAACAACAAACAAGUUAAAUGGUAUUUGUUUGGCAUGGGAAAUGAAAUAGAUAUUCAUGCUGCGUACUUUCAUGGACAAGUUUUAACCCAACAGCGUUACCGUGUAGAUACUAUUAGUUUGUUUCCUGCAACAAUGGUCCAGGGAGAAAUGUUAACAAACAACAUUGGAAAAUGGCUUCUUAGCUGCCAAGUUAACGAUCACUUAGAAGGUGGCAUGCAGGCAAUUUACGAAGUGAGAAACUGCACAAAACCAAAGUGUGAACUAAUGGGAAAAGUUCGGCACUAUUACAUUGCAGCAGAAGAAGUAAUAUGGAAUUAUGGUCCAACAUUAAAAAAUCAAUUUACAGGACAGAACUUAGAUGAUCCUGAGAGUGAGUCAGCGCCAUUUUUUGAGCAAAAUGAAGCACGGAUUGGAGGAUCCUACAAGAAGGUUCUUUAUGUGGGGUACACAGAUGCAACUUUUACAAAAAGGAAAGAAAGGUCUGAAGAAGAAGAGCAUCUUGGACUACUUGGACCUAUUCUCUUGGCACAAGUAAAAGAUAUUGUCAAAGUAACAUUUAGAAAUAAUGCAAGCAGACCAUACAGUAUCCAAGCACAUGGAGUGAGCUACACCAAAAACAUGGAAGGAGCUUCCUAUAGAACCAGCAAUAUUUCUGAAGAGAACAAGUCUCCUACACCUGCUUCCCAUGUGGAACCUGGGGAUACAUUCACAUACGAAUGGUAUAUACCAGACACUUUUGGUUCCACCCCACGUGACCGGAACUGCUUACCAUGGCUGUACUUCUCAUCUGUGGAUCCUAUUAAAGACACCAAUACUGGACUAGUGGGUCCUUUAUUAGUAUGCCGCUCACUUAAAAAUGACAAACAGGUUGGCAUAGAUCACCUCUAUUUUCUUUUGUCAGCUGUAUUUGAUGAGAACGAGAGCUGGCUUUUGGAUGAAAACAUACGUUUAUUUACAAGCAGUCCAGACAAAGUAAACAAAGAAGAUCCAGACUUCCAAGAGUCUAAUAUGAUGCACUCUAUCAAUGGUUACAUGUAUGGAAAUCAGCCUGGUCUGGAAAUGUGCACAGGGAAUUCAGUUCUGUGGUAUGUGAUGGGCAUCGGGAGCGAGGUAGACAUGCACGGAAUCCACUUUACUGGAAACACUUUUACAGAUCACCAUUCUGGAAGAAGAGAUGUAGCAAGUGUUUUCCCACACAUUUCUAUUUCAGCUUUCAUGCGACCUGACAAUGCAGGUGUUUUUGAUGUGAAGUGCAUGACCACGGACCAUUUUACUGGUGGCAUGAAGCAACAUUAUCGGGUUAAAGAUUGCAGCAGCCAGAAGAAGUCUAAAAUUGUAAUCCCAUUUAGACAGACAUAUUACAUUGCAGCUGAAGAAGUAGAAUGGGACUAUUCUCCAAAUCGCACUUGGGAACAUGAGAGACAUAAACACCAUGACGAAAGUCUAGGAGAUGCGUUUUUAAAGAAAAGUGAUACAUUUAUUGGUUCUAAGUAUAAAAAAGCGGUAUAUCGAGAAUAUACAGACAAUACAUUUUCUACACCCAAAGCAAGGACUCAAGAGCAAAAACAUUUGGAAAUUUUAGGCCCGCUUAUAAAAGCAAAUGUAGGAAGUCAAGUUAAAAUCAUCUUUUAUAACAAGGCAAGCAGACCAUAUUCAAUAUAUGCCCAUGGUGUAAAAACAGAAGGGGAUUCAGUCCAGCCUGCUGAACCAGGGCAAAAACAAACUUACAUCUGGGACAUCCCUGAGAGGUCAGGACCUAGUCACAAUCAUGAUGCAAAUUGUGUGACAUGGGCUUACUAUUCUAAUGUGAAUCAAAUUAAGGAUACUUACAGUGGAUUGAUUGGCCCUGUUGUAAUUUGCAAGUCCUCACUUCUUCCAAUAAAGCUAUUCAUGCCAAAAAUUAAAAGAUUUUCACUCCUUUUUAUGGUUUUUGAUGAAAAUGAAUCCUGGUAUUUGGAUGAAAAUAUCAAAAUGUAUUCCAAGCUUCCUGAUAAGGUUAACAAAGAAGAUGAAGAUUUUAUUGAAAGUAAUAAAAUGCAUGCUAUAAAUGGAAAAAUGUAUGCAAACCUACUUGGUCUUACAAUGCGAGUUGGAGAUCAUGUCAACUGGCACCUGAUCGGAAUGGGAGGCGAAGUGGAUCUACACACGGUGCACUUCCAUGCACACAGCUUUAAUUUUCAGAAAGAUGGCACAUUUCGGUCUGAUGUGUUUGAUCUUUUCCCUGGGACAUUUCAAACAGUUGAGAUGGUAGCAAAGGUUCCGGGCACUUGGCUACUACACUGUCACGUGGCAGACCACAUCCACGCAGGAAUGGAGACAUUGUAUACUGUGCUGGAAAAAGAUACAUUUAGUGCAAAUGUAAAGAAGACAUAACCAAACUCCAGUCUUCACCAAGUUGUACAUCUUUCACACCAUUUCAAUGACAAAUCGCAAGAGGAAAACUUUGAAAAGAAGAACGAGUUUUGGAACUUUUCUCCAAUCCUGCACAUUGAAAGUUUUGGCGAAUUAUCCAUAAAAAAAAAAAAAAAAAAAAACAUGUUUUGUUUAUGCCCAAAUUGCUGCAUUUGUUGUUCAUUUUCUUUACUUACCUGUAAACAUUUUGAAAUAAAAAUCUUACCAUUUAA
This is a messenger RNA of Pelobates fuscus (common spadefoot toad), 3532 nucleotides long. RefSeq names its product ceruloplasmin-like. NCBI's taxonomy places the organism in Eukaryota, Metazoa, Chordata, Amphibia, Anura, Pelobatidae. Gene Ontology annotation, cellular component: plasma membrane. The transcript has 19 exons. Bases 78 to 3281 code for a protein of 1067 amino acids. The record is from RefSeq and is a predicted model, not a curated record. Gene Ontology annotation, molecular function: oxidoreductase activity; copper ion binding; signaling receptor activity.